AUGUCGCAAAUCAAAUAUCGCGCCGCUUGUGACCACUGCUCCGCCACGAAGAUCAAGUGUACGCAGGAACGCCCCCAGUGCGCACGAUGUCGAGCCUUGGGGAGAGACUGCCACUACAGCAGAUCACUACGCGCGGGCAAACCGCCACGCUCAAGUCAGGGCCUCAAUCGCAAGCUCUCCAAUGCUCCCGUUCUCCCAAUACACAACUCCGUCCCCGAGUUGCAGGUCACAGCACCCAAAGCAGAGCAGGCAUGGUCUGCCACGGCCGGAGCAUAUCCCACUCCUCCGGCGAUGGUGCCCAACAAUGGCUCCGACGUCUUCCAGUUCUCAGAGGCUCAUCACGGCGACAGCAGUUCUUCAUCAGCAUCACCCACGGCGCAUCCGGAAUGGUUCUUCGAUUUCAACCAGGGCUCAGGAAUGGUGGCAGGUCUACCGAUGAAUGCCUCCCACGGCGCGCCUCGAGGCUCCAUAUCCAGUCCCACGACACAUGCAUCCAGUCUCGAUCAGGAUACCAGGGCGCCUGGAUUGGACUUUGGCUCGUCUUUUGAUGAUUUCAUUCACAUACCCGCUCCAACUCCGUUACCAAGCGGCAACGAUGGAGACAGAUGUGUUCGCCUGGCCACCGAGACCUUGAGCAGCCUGUACGAAAUGCCCGCAAUACAGAUUGACAGCACGGGAGCAAAGCAACCGUCAGUCGACCAAGCACUUGCGACCGCCGCCCGGGCAGUCCAGACCAUGCAUGAUCUGGUCUCCUGCUCCUGCCCCAAGGACUUCUACCUGCCCAUGAUCGUCGUCCUCAUCGCCUCGAAGAUCGUCGCGUGGUAUCAAGCCAUCGCCGUCAUCCGCGACCCGUACGUGGAGCUCCCGGAAGGCAAGCGAUGCACCAACGAAUCCGUCGUCGACGGCCCCCUCACCCUGGGAACGUACCAACUCGACGACGAUGUCUGCUGGGCUCUCCGCAAUCAGAUCGUCAUGGGCCAGCUGCAGCGCCUCAACGACAUCAUGGCGCGAUAUCAGGCCGUCCCAUCCGGCGAUGCCUCCUCGCCCACUGCUCAUCUACCCGAAGGCGCGCGCCUGCAGGCUUCGGUCGGAGGGCAUCUGAGAACGCGACUGCAGUUUACGAUUCAGGAGAUUGAGAAUCGCUUGCGAGGAAACGGUGGCGGACAGAAGUCACUCGUCAUAUGA
Molecule: messenger RNA, 1185 nt
Organism: Lecanosticta acicola
Lineage: Eukaryota; Fungi; Ascomycota; Dothideomycetes; Mycosphaerellales; Mycosphaerellaceae
Source: the annotation of a GenBank genome assembly